This is a messenger RNA of Daphnia magna, 909 nucleotides long. Its product is annotated as gibberellin-regulated protein 14. The transcript is spliced from 3 exons. Bases 268 to 729 code for a protein of 153 amino acids. The record is from RefSeq and is a predicted model, not a curated record. NCBI's taxonomy places the organism in Eukaryota, Metazoa, Arthropoda, Branchiopoda, Diplostraca, Daphniidae.
CUGCUCGGGUUUACUUAUAGCCGAUUAUAGCACAUCUACCUAUGAUGUAACGAUGUAGACAUCGAUUGACGUUGCAACAGAGACAGAGAUUAAUAGCUCGUGCUGUUUCGUAAAUGAAUCCCCUACGUGAAAUUAAAAGGCAAUCCUACUUCUCUUGCUGUCGAUUUGGUGCACAUAUAAAACCAAGACAUCUGCAGCAAAUCAGUUAAACGUAUCGCAUCCACUGUUUGAACGUCGUCUGCUCAACUCCUAAACAAACGAAAUAAAAUGGAAUACAAGGGACUAUCACUUUUAGUCGUGAUGAUUGUUGCCACCUUAAUGGCAGAUGCUUUACCGGCCGUAGAUCCGAGAGCCGCCGACAUUACAGCAGUCAAAACAAUGGUUGACGAAUUGGAGACGGCAGCUAGCAAUAUCGAAGUAGAUUUCCGUGAUGCAGAUCCAAGGUGCAAUCCUUGCUCCAUCCAUUGCCCGUCAUCAUGUUGGCCACCCACAACAACCCCAACAACGACAACAACCACUAAAAAACCAUACUAUUAUGGUCAGACGACCAAAGGAUAUUACCCGACUAGUUCGACGAAACCUACUAGCCCGACGAAACCAACUUACCCGACGAAACCAACUAGCCCAACGAAACCGCCAACGUGUGACAACUGCCAUCCAUGUAAAUAUCCCCACCCAAUUUUGAUCGAAAUUUGCCUCGACGUCUUCCUUGUCAUUGGUCGUAAAUGAAUAGGGUAAUGAGAACAUAUUAAGUUCAUGUUAUUUUGAGGUGCGUUCUGGGAGGGGGAAAAACGGAUUUAUUUUGGUGGUGUUUAAUUUGAAUAAUUUCAUUUUCUAUGAGACCUUUUUUCAUUUUGGGCGUGGUGUUUUUCUUUGUAUCCGAAUCGGGAAUAAAUCAAUUUAAUUUCG